Messenger RNA from Peronospora matthiolae, 474 nucleotides. The record is from the annotation of a GenBank genome assembly. Lineage: Eukaryota; Oomycota; Peronosporomycetes; Peronosporales; Peronosporaceae.
AUGCGUCUACUAAAGGACGAAACUCCGCUUGCUUCGGAGAACUUUCGCUGUUUGUGCACAGGGGAAAAGGGUGGAAUUCUUAGUUUUAAAGGCUGCAAGUUUCACCGCAUCAUCAAGAACUUUGUGGUCCAAGGUGGAGACUUCACAACAGGUGACGGUACUGGCGGCCAAAGUAUCUACCGCGGUACUCCGCACGGGGAUCUUUGGGGAAACUUUAAGGAUGAACGGUUCCUACCUCACGACGACGUCGGGCUGCUGUCAAUGGCCAAUGCAGGCAAGAACACAAACGGCUCGCAGUUCUUCAUUACUACAAGAGCAGGUCUGAAGAAUCUGGAUGGCGAGCAUGUGGUCUUUGGCGAGGUCAUUCAUGGGCUAGAUGUCGUAGACGCGAUGCAGAACGUGAAGGUGAGCCCGAGCAACAGCUGCCCUCUCUCCGAAAACGAAGUUGCAGUGAUCGAUUGCGGAGAACUCUAG